CUCAAAAACACCCAAUCAAUGGCUUCUCUUCAUCAACCAAUCUUCGAAAGUCACAUGGCGUUUGAUGUCCUGAUUGCCAACGUGGCAAAAAUCCAUGCAAGCAUCAGUAAGCUAGAGUCCUUAAGGCCUUCCAAGCAUGUCAAUGCCCUCUUCACUCAGCUUGUCAAGCUAUGCACCCUCCCAUCUUCCAUCAAUGUCCAAAACCUACCACCCGACAUGCAACGCAUGCGCCAGAGCUUGAUAGGCCUCUGUGGGCGAGCUGAAGGCCUUCUCGAGCUUGAAUUCUCCACUUUAAUUACCAAAAUACCCCGCCCUUUAGACCACCUAAACCUCUUCCCCUACUACACUAACUACGUCAAGCUCGCCGGACUAGAGUAUGGGAUCCUCUCUGAAAAUGGAGUGCUGCAACCUAAAAGGGUGGCAUUCGUGGGGUCCGGUCCCAUGCCGCUAACUUCCAUUAUCAUGGCGAUCCACCACAUGAAAACAACGCGCUUCGACAACUACGACAUCGAUGAAUCGGCAAACAACCUAGCCCGCCGGAUUCUCGCAACGGAUGAUGAACUAGCAAAGAGGAUGGAGUUCAAGACAAGUGAUGUGAUGGAUGUGAGGGAGGAGCUAGGAGAAUUUGAUUGCAUUUUCUUGGCAGCUCUGGUGGGGAUGACUAAGGAAGAGAAGGUGAAGGUGGUGGGCCACCUAAGGAAGUAUAUGAAGGGUGGAGGUAUUUUGCUAGUGAGGAGUGCAAAUGGAGCUAGAGGAUUUUUGUACCCCAUUGUAGAAAAGGAUGACUUGCAUGGGUUUGAGAUUCUGUCCAUCUUCCAUCCUACAGAUGAAGUUAUAAACUCAGUUGUACUUGCACGCAAGCCCAUCGCAUAAAAGAGUUAGGAUGCGUGUGUUUGAUU
Magnolia sinica is the source of this 899-nucleotide messenger RNA. Its product is annotated as nicotianamine synthase-like. The transcript has a single exon. Gene Ontology annotation, molecular function: nicotianamine synthase activity. Lineage: Eukaryota; Viridiplantae; Streptophyta; Magnoliopsida; Magnoliales; Magnoliaceae. Gene Ontology annotation, biological process: nicotianamine biosynthetic process. The record is from RefSeq and is a predicted model, not a curated record. The coding region runs from base 19 to 873 and encodes 284 amino acids.